AAAAGGAACAGCAUGCACACAGAGGCACUGACCUCUGCUAGCCAGGGUGUCCUUAGUGAACUGGGCCUCCCUUCAGUCUCUGAACAGUGGGCACUUGGAGCUCAGAAGGAAGUGUCUCACCUUUAAUUGUGUAUAUACAUAUAUUUAGCUCUGAGAGUAGACUGUAGAGGAGCAGCUUGGUAAGAUUGUUUACACACACACACUCCUUGGCUCAGUUUGGCAGCAGAACUACAGGGAGACUUUCUAGACAGGCUGUGAGUGUGCAAGAGUGAGGGUCAGUCACACUGAGCUGAUGUCCGGAUGGAACCCUGGCUGGUGAUGCUACUGCUCUUUCAGGCAGUUUGGAAUGAUGUUCUUGGGAAGACCCAUGAUCUGCACAAAAGAGGACUCCUUGAAUUAUCUGGAGCCAUAAAAUGUGGCACAAGACGAUUUCCUUUGGCAUAUUUAGGUUAUGGAUGCUACUGUGGCCCAGGAGGAAGAGGCUGGCCAAAGGAUGAAACAGACUGGUGCUGCCAUGGACAUGACUGCUGUUAUGGCUUCGCACAGGAGCAAGGCUGUAACCCCAUAAUUCGUAGAUAUAAGUGGACCUGUAAUGACAAUACUGUGGUAUGUGAUGCAAUGUUAGACAGAUGUCAAAACAUACUGUGCCAGUGUGACAAAGAAGCGGCCAAAUGUUGGAGAUCUGCCCCUUUUAACCGACACUAUGCCUUCUUUCCAAAUUUUCUGUGCAGCCAAACUUAUCCUGUAUGCAGUUAUAGGAAAUAUAGGCAUUAAGAGGGGUUUUUUAAUGGAACCUUUCAGUUGUCUCUCAGCUUUAUGCUCUCUAAUAUACUUUGUAUGUCAUCCAUCUAGUUCUAGUCCAAUGAAAAUAGCAGCUUCUGAAUUGCGUGUGUAUCUUUAGCAUUCUUGAAAUUACAAAUCAAACAAUGACCCCUACACCUGUUGCCUGACCAGAGUCCUAGGCUUCUUCUAAUAUAAUGUCACUGAAAAUGUGCACUACAGAAGAGGUUUUCAAAUGCCACACUCAGAUCUUUUUAAAAAGUGGUAUACACAGUCAAUUCGCAUAACUGCAGUGCAUUAAAUUGGUCACUUUUAAAUCCACACGUAACUGUGCAGUUGUUGCAAAACACAUGGUGCAUAUAGACCAUGACUCAGCCCACUUUAGAAAGACAUUGUGAAGGCAUGCCAAGUUGCAAUCCACCCUCAUGAUACAUAGUUCUUUCUGUGCUCAAAAAAGGAGGAACAAAUAGUAGAUGGAUGGGUACACAAUAGGCACGUUAACUGGUUUUACAUCAAAAGAGUCCCCAUACUAACUUGACCUUGAGAGGAGAGGAUACUGUACUGUGGCUGGUUAUGAAUUAAUUUCUCCAAGGAGGAUGCUUUCAAAGAUCCAAAUAGGCUGCCUUGAAAAAAAAUGGCCACAGGGCCCCUCCAGACUGUCAGACUGUAGUUUGUGGGAGGGAUCCAAGUGCAUACCAGAACUUUAGGUUUGUGCAAUUAAACUGGAUUAUAGUGCUCCGUGGCGCAGAGUGGUAAGCGGCGGUAACGCAGCCGAAGCUCUGCUCACGGCCGGAGUUCGAUUCCAGCGGAAGGAGGAAGUUGAAUCUCCGGUAAAAGGGGUCGAGGGCCACUCAGCCUUCCAUCCAUCCGUGGUCGGUAAAAUGAGUACCUGGCAUAUGCUGGGGGGUAAAGAAAGGCUGGGGAAGGAACUGGCAAUCCCACCCCAUAUAUACAGUCUGCCUAGUAAACAUCACAAGACGUCACCCUAAGAGUCGGAAACGACUCGCACUAUAAGUGCGGGGACACCUUUACCUUUAUAGUGGUCUGUCGUCCUAGUGCAAUAAAUUCAUUUUGCAAAAGAAAUAGACUUUUUCUAAUUUGGUAAUUGACAGGGAAAUAUAUUGAAAAAUGGGAAAUGAAUGAAUGAUCAACAGGACGAUAUAGAAAUACUCCGCAAGCAAAUCAGGAUGAAUGUUCACUGUCAUAUAACCACACUGUUAACAAAUCAGAACAAAUAUUCAAUAAAGACUGGAUAUAAUCUAACCUCUGUAUAAGCUUUGUACAAGCAAAUCAGGAUGAAUGCUCAGUAAAUGUCAUCUGGAGAGGCCCAAAUGAUGAGUACUACUCAAAUCCAUAACCAUGGAUUCUUCAGUCCAUGCUCGCCUUGUCACUCCAUAUGAAUGACAGGCACUGG
Rhineura floridana is the source of this 2194-nucleotide messenger RNA. RefSeq names its product phospholipase A2-like. The record is from RefSeq and is a predicted model, not a curated record. The coding region runs from base 301 to 774 and encodes 157 amino acids. Gene Ontology annotation, biological process: arachidonate secretion; phospholipid metabolic process; lipid catabolic process. Gene Ontology annotation, molecular function: calcium ion binding; phospholipid binding. Lineage: Eukaryota; Metazoa; Chordata; Lepidosauria; Squamata; Rhineuridae. The transcript is spliced from 4 exons.